This is a messenger RNA of Williopsis jadinii, 480 nucleotides long. It is a transcript of the gene LSM7, whose product is annotated as Sm-like protein LSM7. The record is from RefSeq and is a predicted model, not a curated record. Gene Ontology annotation, cellular component: U6 snRNP; U2-type prespliceosome; U12-type spliceosomal complex. NCBI's taxonomy places the organism in Eukaryota, Fungi, Ascomycota, Saccharomycetes, Phaffomycetales, Wickerhamomycetaceae. The coding region runs from base 6 to 338 and encodes 110 amino acids. Gene Ontology annotation, molecular function: RNA binding. Gene Ontology annotation, biological process: nuclear-transcribed mRNA catabolic process; mRNA splicing, via spliceosome. The transcript is spliced from 4 exons.
CAGACAUGUCGGGGAAAACAGAUGAAGGCAGAAAGAGGGAAAGAGAAGCUCCAAAGAAGUAUGUGAAUGAGUGGCUCGCCAACCACCAAGACCAACGAGUGCGUGUGAAGUUUACACAAGGAAGACAAGUUGUUGGUGUCCUCAAGGGAUAUGACCAGUUGAUGAACCUGGUACUCGAUGAUGUCGAAGAGACACUAAGAGACCACGACGAUUUGGACGUUCUAACGAAAGAAACCAGACAUUUGGGCCUGGUUGUUGUUAGAGGCCCUCUGCUGUUAACCAUCUCACCGGUGGAUGGCAUGGAAGAGAUCGAAAACCCAUUUAACGUACAAGAGUAAUGGCAUGAUAUUCUACUUACACAUCCGUACUCACUAGAAUAACCCGGGUGCCACCAACUCGUAGUUAACCACCCACGUCUCCACCAUUAAAGCACCACCAGCUGAAGCCCAAUGUUGAGAAUCUCCCCCAUGCUGCGCUCUG